AAGCAUCAUCGGCUGAAUACGACCUACAUCCCGAAUCCACCUGUGAAGCCUCGAGGCCCCUACGAGAACCUGUACCGAUCAAUCCGGAUCCCCGCGAUCAACACCUAGCCGUCAAUAUGGAGGAGGAGCGUCUCUGGAAGUUCAGAAAGCCCGAGUGGCUCAACAGCGUCUGGGCCCGUAACGCUGGUGUCUACGCUGCCGGAGCUAUUUUCUCCGUCGCAUUCUACGUCAUGCUCGACUCUGCCGUCUGGUCCAAGUCGCCCAGGAACGGCUCCGACGUCCAUGUCAAGUUUGUCGACUGGCUGCCCUUUGUCUUUUCCAGCUUGGGCAUGCUCAUUAUCAACUCGGUCGAGAAGCAGCGCCUUAGCGCCGACUCCUUCAGCUAUAGUGGAUCUGGUGUCGCCUGGAAGGCUCGCGUUGUCCUCUUCCUAGGUUUCGCGGCCCUUGCUGGUGGAAUGGCUGGUGGUGUCACUGUCUUUGUUCUCAAGUUUGUCGUUCCUAGCGUUGCUAUGCCUGCGCUGGGUAUGGGUAUCGAGAACGUGGUUAGCAACGCUCUAGUUGGCGUCAGCUCUGUUGUUCUUUGGGUGAGCCAGAACAUGGAGGACGAGUACUCGUACAACCUUUCUCUGUAAACACAGCCAGACAAGAUUAGAUGAAAGAACGAGGGCCGUGUGGAUGUCAGGGCGCAUUGAUGGGUUGAGCUACGUUCCUAAAGAUGGCUCUCGGUGUACGAAUAGGAGCAGUUUCUCAAGUAUGAAUGUGGAAGAAUGAGCUGCAACAACGAGUAUCACGGAUAGGUGAUAGUGGUCACGAUCUGGGCACGAAGAUUUUGGACCAAGAGAUUAUAGUUAUUGGGAAUUCAUCGACUACCGUCGAUUUACAGAUUUAGGAGCUCGGUUUAUAAGCGUUGUCAGGAUUAGCAUGAGUUUAAAGUUCGUUAUGCACAACUG
This is a messenger RNA of Fusarium vanettenii 77-13-4, 950 nucleotides long. RefSeq lists its product as uncharacterized. The coding region runs from base 117 to 632 and encodes 171 amino acids. The record is from RefSeq and is a predicted model, not a curated record. The transcript is spliced from 3 exons. Gene Ontology annotation, biological process: protein targeting to vacuole; late endosome to vacuole transport via multivesicular body sorting pathway. Lineage: Eukaryota; Fungi; Ascomycota; Sordariomycetes; Hypocreales; Nectriaceae. Gene Ontology annotation, cellular component: fungal-type vacuole membrane; Vps55/Vps68 complex.